AUGGCGCCUCUCACUGAAGGCGCCGGCAAAACGUUUGGGAAUGUACCAAGUCAAUGGUGCAAUGCUGGAAAUCACGGGUACUAUGGCAGAGGACACAGGACUAGGUACGUUCCCCAAGGUCUCCCUGACGCUCCGACCAAGUUGCGAAAACAAGUUCGGACCAACACUAUAAAGCUAAAGGAGACUUCGACCAAGCAGAAGCAGCCUAAGGUGACUAGGUCCUUGUGCAAGGGUUCAAUAUAUCCUGUAGCCCCAGAAUACGGUUUCGAUCUAAAAAGGAUACUUUGCUUCUUCACUCUUCCCAAACCCUCUCACGUUCGGACAGUCUAUGUCUCAUGCUCACAGAAGCACCUCACCGUGUGCUACACACCACCCUGGCAACUGCCCUACCAAGGUUUGGCAGAAGAUCUGUUGCAGCACAAAGCGAUAGCCUUCGUCUCAGGCUCCAGCUCCGAGCACAUGUCGGACAGCCCUCGCCAGACGUCAAGGGCUCAGGCCAGAGAGUCUGGACAGUCGCCUACUUCUUCGUCGUUGACGUCCACGGCUGGUUCGACUUCGGCUCCAGUCAGUGGACGCCAGGCGUCUGGCGGUGAGUCUGUAGGCUCGAGCGAGGCCGGAGGGACUCGAACACGGAGCGGCCUACUUCGCGUAGACAGUCAGUGUCAGCUGAGUCCGGUACAGGUUUUGGUCGAUGGGGCGGGCCAGCCAGGCCGACCGUCCAGACAGGCCUGGGCCUUUUCUGCAUCUCCUUCGCUGGCCCCGGCGACAUUGACAACCUCUGGACCAAGCUCCACUGGCUUCUCUUCGGGCUCGUCACCACAGGUCCCGACGCCGAGAAAUUUGCGCGGCGCCAACGGCACAACCGGGUUUCGACCGGGUGAAUUGAAGUGGUGCACUCGACUUACCUUCUCGGCCGGACAGAAACUGCCGUGCGGUCUGAAUAGGAUGAAUUAUGUGGUGAGUCAA
This is a messenger RNA of Protopolystoma xenopodis, 966 nucleotides long. The record is from the annotation of a GenBank genome assembly. Lineage: Eukaryota; Metazoa; Platyhelminthes; Monogenea; Polystomatidea; Polystomatidae.